Homo sapiens (human) is the source of this 16895-nucleotide messenger RNA. RefSeq names its product leucine zipper transcription factor like 1 (gene LZTFL1). The transcript is spliced from 13 exons. Gene Ontology annotation, cellular component: cilium; manchette; cytoplasm. Gene Ontology annotation, molecular function: protein-containing complex binding. The record is from RefSeq and is a predicted model, not a curated record. NCBI's taxonomy places the organism in Eukaryota, Metazoa, Chordata, Mammalia, Primates, Hominidae. Bases 12821 to 13897 code for a protein of 358 amino acids.
ACACCUCCCACCAUGCUGGCACUGAGGUUAUCUAAGAGUUGACAGCCCCAUCUAAAGCCUUGAAUGAAUUAAGUCUUUUUUAGCUAAAAAAUGAACAAAACCUGAGAUGCAUGAGUGUCCUUACCAAAAGGAAGUCCUUGUUUCUAGGACAGGUCUGUCUUCGGGCCUGUGGGUCCAUAGAAUCAUCACAGAAAAAAUGAUUUCAGGAGGUCUCCCCCGCUUUCUGCUCCCAAGGCCGACUCUGACUGAGCCUCGGAGGAGAGAAGGAAGCCAUUUCUGGGAGGCCAAAACGUCCGUCUUCCAGGCUCUUGCUGUAAGUCAGCCCACUUUUACAGAUGAGGAACCAAGACCCAGGGAAGAUGGGAAGGCAGAGAAAAUCCAUCAAGUUGUACCCUACCCACCCUUUGGUGACUUUUCCAAGAAGCUGGGCUAAGUUCCAGGAGAAAGCUCUGCUAGAGUGCAAUGGCACCAUCUCGGCUCAUCGCAACCUCCGCCUUCCAGGUUCAAGCGAUUCUCCUGCCUCAGCCUCCUGAAUAGCUGUGAUUACAGGCAUGCACCACUACACCUGGCUAAUUUUGUAUUUUUAGUAGAGACGGGAUUCCUCCUUGUUGGUCAGGCUGGUCUCGAACUCCUGACCUCAGGUGAUCUGCCUGCCUCGGCCUCCCAAUGUGCUGGGAUCACAGGUGUGAACCACCGCACCUGGCCAGAGAUGCAGAUUUGAUGGUCAUCCUCAGAUGCAACAGAUGAAACCCUGGGAAUGAAUGGAAUUACACAGCCAAGGUUGAUACAUGGUAAAACAAAGCAGCUGAGGAGAAUUUUCAAGGGAUACCAAUGUUCAGGGGUGUGUAGCAGAGGAGCCAAACAUGGACAGCAAGAAACCACAGAAAGGAGAGGGCAGAGUAGCAAAAGCCCAGGAAACUGUAAAGGAGGAGGUGUCCAUAGUGUAAAAUGGUGCAGACCUGAGACAAGGCAUUCAAUCUGGCAGCCAUCAGCUCAUUUGAUGGCUUUUGAGAAGUCUGUUUCAGUAGGGAGGAGGAGAAGAAAGCCAAAAUGCAGAGCGAAUGACAGGUGAAGUGCAAGAAGUCAAUAGAGGCCACUCUCUGGAGAAGUUUAGCAAUAAAGAGGAGAAGUUAGGGCAGCUGACUAUAGAAAAGGUGUGGACAAAGAAAGGGUUGGUUUAGCAUUGUUUAUGGAUUAUCAUUGUUUAUGGUUUGUCAUUGUUUUCUUUUUUAAUGUGGAGGAGACUUGAGAAUGACUUUAAACUGAGGAAGGAUCAAAGAAAAGGGAAGAAAAUGAAGAUAUAGAGCCAAAAAGAAAAAUCUUAAGGGAUAAUUGAUGGAGCUUGGUCCUAGCAGAGGUAGAAGGGCUUAGAUGAGAAUGGGAUCUAGUUAACCCUGGACAAGAGUUCUUGCGAAUCAGUAGAGCAAGAAGAGAAGAAAAUACAUGGGUGUCCUAGAGGAAAAGAUGAGAGCUUAGAAUCUUUUUGUAGCCCCAUGACACUUAUUACACAUUUAAUAAUUUUGCUCUCUAUAUCUGUGAAAAGAGUAAAUAGUAAACCACGAAUGAUAAUCAUUGCUCUCAAAGUAAGUCACACCAAAAUUUCUAUGCACCUUGCCCCAAAAAAAGAUGUUUCCCCUAGUGUAGCAAGAAAGUGAACCUAAUGUUCAUAAUAUUCCUACAUGAUAUAACUUUGUGUCCCUCAAAAAAUAUAUGGUGACUUUCUGUUUAAUUUUGCUAUUAAAUAUCUGAAUGGGACCUGCCCAGUACAUCUAAUUCAAAUCAAAGAAAUUUUGACAGGACUUUACCAAAACCAAGCAUGCCUGCUCAAAGAAAGCUCAUGAAAAGGGUUAUGAAACAAUUAAUCGACCACAGGUAAAGCCCUUCCAUCUGUUCCACCUACCCCACCUUCAGUGUGAAAGGCCUCGGUCUCUUCAGCCAUCUGGAGAAAAAAAGAAGAAAAAGCUAAAAAUAGUGGGCUGCAACCAAAAUGAAAGUAUCUAAAUGUUGGUAACAGUGUUUGAAGAGGAAAGGGCAUGUUCCUUUGAGUGGUUUCCAAUCUAGGUCUCAUGGCCUGAAAUGUCUGCCUAACUUCUGAUUUAAAGAGAACAGAAAUAAAUACUGGCUCUUAGAAAGAAGGUGCCUUGAUUGGGGUGAGCACAUAAAACAAUGGAAAAAGUGACAAAAGCUGCUUUUGUCUUACCUUUUGUUUUCUCUUUUCAUUAUUAAACUGUAAAAGUAAUGCCUGUCUGCUUAAGAAAUAAAUUCAAGUUACAGACAUAUAUAAAGUAGGGAUCAACCACCUCCCAUCCCUACUGCCACUCUAGCACCUCUUCCCACAUUUUGAUGUGAGGAAUUUAUUGCUUUACCUUUCCAAAUUUGCAUGUAUGUGUGUUUAUAAAAAUGGGAUCUUACUAUUCUCCAACUUGACUUUUUUUCUUUUCACUAUAUACUAUGGAAAUUUUUCCAUGUCCGUGCACAUGGAUUCUUCCUUGUUCUUUUGACGGCUACAGAAAACUACUCUUUUAUUGCUCCAUAAUUCAUUUAGUCAGUCCCCCAUAAGAGGAUCAUUUAAACUAUCUCAAGACUUUUUACCACAGAAAAAGCUGCUGUAAACAUCUCUGUACAUACAUCUUUGUGGUCUUGUUGUUUCUUAAAUAAAUUCUUAGAAGUGAAGGCAAAUUGCUGGCUUAAAGGGUGUGUACCUUUUCAGUUUUGAUGACAAUUUCCAGACUGUCCUCCAAAAAAUGUCAUACUAGCUUAUCCUCCUAUCAACAGUUUUUAAGAGUGCCUUUUUCCUCAUGCCCCAGACACUACUGAGUGUUAAUACUCUUUAAAUAUUUCCUUGCUUAUAGAUAAAGGUACUUUCUUUGAGCAGAAGGUUAGGGAUAUUAAGGGAACUUCCCUUCUAGAAAAGUAGCAGGAGGAUCAUAUGUUAAGAUUUAAGAGAAGGGAGGGAGAUGAACGUGUCAGGACUAGGAAUGCUUUAGGAGAUAGCCACUUGGGUGGAGUGGAGCAGGAGCUGACCCACAAUGUCCAGGCAUCUAAAAAGCCCAGAGAAAAUUGGGGAAAAAAUGUCAAAAAGUUUUUAUGAAGUCAAUAUAGUUAGUUAUGUGACUUCUCUAGUUUGGGAACAAGAACAAAAAAAAAAUGAGAGACAGGGUCACCCAGGCUGGAGUGCAGUGGUGUGAUCAUGGCUCACUUCAGCCUUCACUUCCUAGGCUCAAGCCAUCCUCCCGCGUCAGCCUCCCAAAGUGUUGGGAUUACAAGUGUGAGCCACCGCACCUGGCUGGGAAAAAUUUAAGGUUGGAAUCCAUCAGUAUAUUAAAAUUGAGUGGUCUGGUGAGAAAUAGAAACUUCUCAUAGUUAAAUGAUUGCACAAAGGUUUGACUUGAGACCAAAGAGAAAUGAGUCAAAGAGAAGGACUGAUGGGCUAGAAGAAAAUAGAAGUUUCGAAGAUCACAGCUGGCCAGGCACGGUGGCUCACUCUUCUAAUCCCAGCACUUUGGGAGGCCGAGGCGGGCGGAUCAUGAGGUCAGGAGUUUGAGACCAGCCUGGCCAACACAGUGAAACCCUGUCUCUACUAAAAGUACAAAACUGAGCUGGGCGUGGUGGCAGGUGCCUGUAAUCCCAGCUACUCAGGAGGCUGAUGCAGGAGAAUCGCUUGAACCCAGGAGGCGGAGGUUGCAGUGAGCCGAGAUCAUGCCACUGCACUCCAGCCUGGGUGACAAAACUAGACUCCAUCUCAAAAAAAAAAAAAAAAAAAUCACAGCUAAAUCACAAUCAAGUUAGAGGCAAGGUUUAAGGGGAGUGAGAGAGUUAGAGCAGUGGUCAGAGAGUUGGUGAUGAUUAGCGAGAAGCAUUUCCGAGUUCAAAAUUUCAACAAGGCGUGGAACAGCUGCUGGCUAUGAUGGGGUGUGGGGAGCAGACAGGUCCUGAAGUGAAUUGGAGCUGAAGGUUUCUGAAGAACAGCAGGUAAAGCCAUGACAAAGGGGUGCUAUGUGGGUCAUGUAUCAGGGAUGGCAAGAUAGGGUGGAGCCAUUCUGCAGGUCACCUGCAGAAAUCCCAAGGCCUGAUUGAGUAUGCUUGAAUGAGUGAAUGUUCUGGAUGCUGAAGGGUUGAUGGAGAAGAGGGAGCAGCAGAGCAAGAAACAAGAGCUUCAUUGAGGGAGGGCUGGUUGAGCGGCUGGCUUCACUCAAGGGUCAGGAGGUGACUGUGAAGGACGCACAGACUACCAGCCACCCAUAGGUACAGGUGUUGGGAGGGAGAGGGUGGAGAGAAGGAAGCUUCCUCUUUGGUAAGGAGUGUUUGAGGAAAAAGCUGAUGAUCUCAGGACAUCAAGAAAUAUAUUGUGAAUCCCACAAGGCAGUCACUGGAAGCUGGAGAGGAAAAGUGUUGAUUAGGAUUUCUAUCAGGCAAUUUGGGGACACUGAAAUGAUUGAAUGUGAAUCAAGGGAAUUAGGAAUCAGGGCAUCCGAGAAUGGAUAAAAGGAAGGAAUGGUCCACAUGGAGCUUCCCAGUGAAGGUGUACUGGUGCCUCUCCAUGGUGGUGCUGCGGGGAGGAGGUGUGAGAGUGAGACCAUCAAGUCCCUCCAUUCUGCAGGGAGUGGGGAGACUGUGUAUCUGGCUGGUAGCCUCUGCAUACUCAUGCAUGUCCUUCCAUCGACUCACUACAUGACCUUGUAAAAGUUACCUACAUUCACUUAGCCUCCAUUCUCUCUUCACAAAUAAGAGUAAUCAUAGUAUGCAUCUCAUGAGGCUGUUUGAGGAUUAAACAUAGCAUGUUAGACAUGAAACAUGUAUUACUGGAACACAGUAAAUAUGCAAUCAAUUAAACUAUAAUUACUCACAUUGUAGAAGGUUUUAAAAUAUAUAUCCAUUUUGAAGGGGAAAGUUUUCAAAAUAUUGUAAAUUCUAAGUAACAAAUACAAUGGGCACAUGGAAAAAUCUCUCAACACACAAAUAGAACCUUCUUAUGUGGACACGACAGCGAUCCUAGUAAAAACAACUAUCUCCAUGGUUUUCACGGCUUCUCUUACACAAAAUCAAGUAUAGAAAUUCAUACAUUAAAUCUCUUAAAAUGCAAAUUUUUUCUGCCUUAUAUAUGCAGAUAUUUAAGUUCAUGUUGUCUUCUGGUUUAUAUUCAGUCUCACUAUUUUAAAAUAAAACCAAAUUAUAUCACAUAAGAACAACUGGGAACCAUUUAUCUUCAAUUCUAUACACGAAAAGUAUCAGUUCUGUGUAUGUUAGCUGUUCAAAGUUAUUCUCCACAGUCUUUUUUGUGGAUGAUUUAAUGAAGACAUUCUUACCACGUUUCUGCUAUCCCUGUACUUGGGUUAGUUUUGCAGGCUGACCGGGUGGAAGUCAGAUAAAUUCCCUCCAUUCCUAGAAAGACAUUCUCCAAUUAGCUUAACACUAGUCCCUUAGAUUGGUGUCUUAGCUUCAAUGGUAGCACUAGACCAGAUAUGUAACUUUUCUUUAUAUCACCCUGGGUUUUAGUGUGUUCAGUUAUUUUUUUCCCUGCCCAGGUCAUUCAUUUCCUGCUUAAUAUUUUUAGCAAAGCAGUGACAUUUUGGCAAUAUUGACUUCUAAAAGUAAAAGCUCAUCUAACAUUUAAUCUCUUAGCGUUUGUAAGGAGUCCACAUGCUGGGCUGUUUCAGGUAUUGGUGCCCGUGUUUGCUAUGUUCCCUCUGUCCUUUCUGCCUUGCUUCUCCCAGGCUAACAUUUGCUAAUCCCUGAAGGUUCAAUUCAGGGAUUUUCCUCAAAGCUUUCCCUGAAACCCUAAAUUGAGCUAAGUGCCCCUUGCCUGGUUUCCUAAAAGGUGAUCACAUUAUGUUGACAUGACAUGAUCCUCUAAUGGGUCCGUCUGUCCUGCUGGAUGGUUAGCAUCCUUGAGAGCAGGGACCUUACUUCAUCUUUGUUCUCCCAACAACCGAUAGACACUUUAGACACAGGGCCGAUGGCCUAUAAAAAUGUUUGAAAUCAGAAAUACACAGUUGCACCUGAACAACAUUGGUUUGAACUGUGUAGGUCUACUUAUACAUGGAUAUUUUUCAAUUAAUAUAUUGGAAAAAUUUUUGGAGAUUUUUGACUAUUUGAAAAAACUCACGGAAAUAUCAAAAAAUUCGGAUUUUAAUUAAUGCAUAAAAUAUAUGUAAAGGUUGGUCUAUUUUAUAAUUCACUACCCUAAAAUAUACACAAAUCUAUUACAAAAAUAUAAAAUUUAUCAAAACUUAUGAACAGAAACACUUAGAGACCACAUGGCACCAUUCACAGCAGAGAGAAAUGUAAACAAACAUAAAGAUGCAGUAUUAAAUCAUAACUGCAUACAAUUAACUGUAGUACACUUUGUACUAAUGUAAUAAUUUUGUAGCCACCUCUUGUUGCUAGUGCAAUGAGCUCAAGUGUUUCAAGUAUCAGCUUAAAAUAGCUAUGAGGCUAAUUAUCUCCACCUGAGCAGUUCAUCUCUCCAGUAAAUUAUGUGUCAUAGUAAAAAAGUGAUUUCCAGCAGUUCUUGCAUAUUUUGUGUGUAGCGCAAUACUGUAAGCCUUAAAUAACAUCAUGGGAUCCAUACAAAGUGUCACUAAUGAUGCUGGAAGUACUCCCAGUAAGCAAAGUCAUGAUAUUACAAGAAAAAGUUGAAUUACUUGAUAUGUACCAUAGAUUUAGGUCUGCAGCUGCAGCUGCCCUCCAGCAUAAGGACCAUUGUAAAAAAGAAGAAAAGGAAAUUCAUGAAGGCGUCACUGCAUCUACUCAAGCUGCUGCAAAAACCUUGUACUUUUGGUGAACUACCUUUUUAUCUUGUAUUAAAAAUGCAGCUUUUAUGUGGGUAUAGGAUUGCUCUAAGAAAGGCAUCUCUAAUAUAGUUUGAGAAAAAGUGAAGUCAUAUAUGAAAACUUAAAGAAAAAGGAAGAUGAAGGAUCUAAAGCCAGAGAAUUUAGUGCCAGCAAAGGAUGGGUCGAUAAUUUUAGAAAGAGGUUUGGCUUUAAAAAUAUCUUAGUUGGCAGCUUCUGCCAACUAAGAGGCAGUAGGUGAGUUUCAAGACACCACUAAGAAAAGUAUUGAAGAGAAAGGAUAGCUGCCUAAACAGGUUUUUAAUGCAGAUGAAAAUGCCCCAUUCUGGGAAAAAAGAUACCACAAAGGACAUUUAUUCAUAAAGAAGAGAAAUGAGCACCAAAAUGUAAUAGGAAAGGAUUAUCUAACUCCAAUGUUUUGUGCAAAUGCAGUGAGGUUUAUGAUCAGGUCUGCUCUUGUCUAUAAAGCUGCAAUCUCUGAGCCUUGAAGGAAAAAGGUGAACACCAGCUGCCAAUCUUUUGGUUGUACAAGAAGACCUGGACAACAAGCACCCUUAUUCUGGAUUAGUUCCAUCAAUGCUUUUGUCCAUGAAGUCAGGAGGUACUUUUCCAGUAAGGGACUGACUUUUAAAGUUUUCUUUUUAUAUUGGACAAUGCCCCUGGCUACCCAAAACCCCAUGAGUUCCAUGUCAAAGGUGUUGAAGUGGUCUACUUGCCCCCAAACACAAUGUCUAUAAUUCAGCCUCUAGAUCGGGGGUCAUAAGGACCUUUAAGGCUCAUUGCACAUGGUUCUUUAUGGAAAGGAUUGUCAAUGCUGUGGAGGAGAACCCCAGCGGAGACAACAUCAUGGAGGUCUGGAAAGAUUACACACCACUGCAGAUGUCAUCUUUGCUACAGGAAAAGCCAUGAAAGCCAUCAACCCUGAAACAAUAGCUGGAGAAAACUGUGUCUGGAUGUUGUGCAUCAGCCAAACAAGGAAACCAUGAAAGAGAUUGUAGAUAUGCAAAAUAAGAACAGGGGCAAAGGGUUUCAAGGUGUGAAUCUUGGAGAAAGAUUCAAGAGCUAAUAGACACCACACCAGAGGAAUUAGCUGAACACAAGUUGAUGGAGAUAAGUGCUUCCGAACCAGUGCCAAAUAAUGAGAAAGAUGUAGAAGUAGUGCCAGAAAACACAUUGACAUUAGACAAUCUGGAAGAAUGGUUUCAAUUAUUCAAGACUGAUUUUGACUUCUUUUAUGACAUGGACCCUUCUAUUAUGCAGGCACUGAAACAUGCAAAUGGCGGAAGAAGGACUGGUACCACGUAGAAACAUUUUUAGAUAAACAAAAAAGAAAAAGUCAGACAGAAAUUAUGCAUUUCCAUAAAGUUACACCGAGUGUGCCUUUCUCUCCUGACUCCCCUUCCACCUCCUCCAACUCUUUCUCCUCUGCCACCCGAGACAGCAAGACCAACCUCUCCUCUUCCUCCUCCUCCUCAACCUAUUCAAAAUGAAGACUUUUAUAUUAUCCACUUCCACUUAAUGAAUAGUAAAUAUAUUUUCUCUUCCUUAUGAUUUUCUAGUAUUUUCUUUUCUCUAGCUUACUUUAUGGAAAUAAUAUAGUAUAUAAUACAUAUAAUGCAUAAUGUAUGCUCAUGAACUAUUUAUGUUAUUGGUAAGGCUUCCAGUCAACAGCAGUCUAUUAGUAGUUCAGUUUUGGGGGAGUCAAAAGUUAUAUGUGGAUUUUUGACUGUGCAUGGGGUCAGCACCAUUAUCCCUUGUGUUGUUCAAGGAGCAACUGUAAAUGCUUGGGCUCAAAAUAUUAAAAGAAACCACAAAAUAUAAAUUAGUAAUUGUUUUAUGGAAUGUCUUCAAAGUGUAGCAUUAAGUCAAAGUAGAACUCAAACAGUAGUUAUAUAAAAACAUAAGGGUUAAGUCAUGAGAACUAAAUAAUUCAUUCUCAAAAACUCCUAAAAGUUAUAUAAAUCACCUCAAAGUUACAUUUAACAUGGGAAACAGGGAUAGCUGAAUAUGUCUGCUGCCUUAUGAUAUGCUUUCCAAGAGAGGGCAUGUCCAGGGCCAAAAGCAACCCACAAACACAGUAUCUGGAACCCAGUAGGAACUCACAAAUGUUUGUUGAGAUGUUCCUGUUUAUCUCCAAUUUAAUUCUGCAAGCAUAGCUCAGAGCUUCUUAUAGCCCAGCCAUACUAUGUUAUUAUAUAAUAAAUAUUUCUUCCUUCAAGGAGCUUGCAACAUAGUAGUUGGGAAGACAAACUCAUAUAAGCUGGCUAAAAAUGACAUUUCCGUUUGAGUUCACUUUAUUUUUCAUAUUUUAUUUAUCCAUCCCAUUGAGAAAACUUCCAGUCAUGAACACAGCUAUUCAUGACACAGCUAUUCAGCUCUUCCAAUAGGACUACACAGCCCCAGCUUUGUAGGCAAAACUUUCUGAGCAAAUUUAAUUUUUUGUUUACAUUUUCUAUGAUGAAAUGCAAUUGGUGAACACCCUUACAUUGCCAGAAGUCCAUGGAAACAUUUAGUGAAGACCACAGAUCUAGGAAGACCCACAUUUCUGAAUAAGACACUCUUAAAGGUGCUCCAUCCUUGUAUAAGCUGUCAGUAUAUCUCUUUUUGUAGUUUGCCACUUGUAAUAAUAAUAAAUGUACAUCUCUGGACACUUCUACUGCAGCACCUGAUGAAAAUUCUGGUUCCCUGUCCAAGACAACUCUCAAUUUCACAAUCAUCACACUCAUCCCCAACUUUUCCACACUCCUGUUAAAACCUAGCCCAAAUUCCACUGCCUUCUGGAAGACUUUUCUGAAUCUCUCCUCUCCAGCCUCAACAGAAGUGAACUAUCUCGCACCCUCUCUGAACUACCCUACUACUUACUGUCUACUUUGAAAUUAUUCUGCAAGCUUGAAUUCUCCCUUCACUUGAUUAUAAGGCCAUUUUUGAAAGAGACCAAUCCCAUCUUGUUCAUUAUUCCCUUCCCCAUUGUGUCUUGCGAGUAUCCAGAUUUCCAUUAACAGCUGCUGAAUAUACAGACUGAGCUUGUGGGUUUAACUGAAAUGUAUAUGCAUAAGGGAGUAUGGAAAGAGGAGCUGGUGCGUAUCAUCAUCUUUACAAUCAAUUUUUCUUGUACUUUACAAGAAGGUAUUCCCCACAACCAAUUCUUAAAAUUUUUUGAGGUAGACUUCUCAUUUUGAUGGUUUCGGUGUUUGUUCCCUUUGGGGUGUUGUUAAUGCAUUGAGAUUAUCAGUGAAACUAAUCUAUCAUUUGGGCUAAGUAAUUGCCAACAUCCACACAUUCUUAGAGGGAGUUGUAUUUUAUGGUGAACCACUUCCUUGCUUGACCUGCUUUAAUGCAUGUGAUAGUGAUUUCACUAAUCUAGUUUGUCAGCACUCUCCAAUACCCUGCUGGUCACUAGGGUGUUUUGAAAGCAACUGAAAAUAGCCUCUUGCCUACUUCAGGCCUACUCAAAUGCAUAUCUCCUGUAAAGAGCCCUGUAAUCUGGGCCCUUCUCUUCUAUAAGGUCUUGGCUACUUUCUCAGCAGCCAAGGUGGGGCAAGAUGGGGAAGUUGAAGAGAACUUGUAUGGUAGAACUUCAUGCAAGAAGCCAUGCUGCAAAGAUCCUGUCUUCUUAAGAAUAAUGUCCUAAAAUAAUUUCCCCUAUUUUCCACCUACUACCAGUUCAAUAUUUAUCAAACUUUUCUCUUUCCCAUAUAACCUUUCAGAUUUUUACAUUUUCUGUGUAUCACCUAUUUUUUUUUUACUUAAUCAUUUUCUUCAUUUCCUCUUUCUACUUAAGUAAAGCCUCACCUUAGUCCCCCUGCAUCCCCCCAAAAUUUAUAGUGCAGGGGCAGCUGGGGCUUUCUGAGUCCCUCCACUUCUUCCCUCAGAUUUUCCCCUCAGAUUUUUUCCUCAGACUCACUAUCAUGGCCACAGAACCUUGCACACAACAGGGGUUCUGUAAAUAGUGGCAGAAUGAGUGAAUCUGUUGGCAUCCCUGAGGAGGCCAUGAUCAGCUUUCCAUUCCUCCUUUUGCCAAGUCUAGGUUGCAAACACCCUGAAACUGGUGGUCUUAGUAUGAUGACUGGGAACUUAUAAAGUCAUAAGUCUCAUUUCAUAAUAAUAUAAAAAGAAUUUAUCUUCAUUUUAUUUAUGUUGAACUCUGCUAAAAGGUAAAAAAUGGACUUGUGUGCCUCCCUCCAAAUUUACACACACACAUACACUCACACAUACACACAUUUUAAAAAACUGUCACAGCAAUUAAAAUAAAUAAAAACAGAGCCUAAGAAGAUCACUAGUAAAGUAGGAUGGAGCUGUUCUCCCUCACGGCUCGAAUUGUUUGCUUUGGUGACCAACCCGCACUAGUAAACAACCUGAAGUACAAGUUCAGCCUUUUCAUGAGCCAAAUUCAUCACUUUUGAGACUAAAAUUCAUGUUCAGAUUUGCUGACACUAUUUAGACAGCUUAUGUAACAACACUCAACUCUGUUGGGUAGAUUGGCUAAUGGUGAUUAACCUCCUUGGUAUAGAAGAUUUUAGAUUAAAGCAGAAUUUUAAAUUACAAUAACUAGCUGAUGGAGUUUUGCAGAACAAAUUUUAAAAUCCCCAAGCCACAAAUGUAAUAUUUGCAUUAUACACACGCUCCUUUCAUUCCCUUGAAUUGAUAACACUUCGCAAUCACAAGAUUUGGCCUGGGAGAAAAUAAACGAGCUUUUCAGCAGUGCAAGCUGAUGACCAACUUUGUUUACUGAUCAGUCAUAAAAGUUUUUAUGAACUUCAUCUCGCACCCACAACACCUUGUAAAGUGACCCUCUCACUAUGUGAACACAACGAAUGUCUACAGAGGAAAGAACCACGUAUUAUGAGGAUUAACUACUGGAAUGGAAUGUGUCUAUUAAUAGCUCAUAGUAGGCACUAAAUAAUGGCAACCAAAUUCAACAACACUCACUAAACAGAAAUGGGGAGGUGGGAUGGUAAAGGGGAAGUUUAACUGAGCUUGGAAGGGGUUAAUAUUCAGGGUUGAGAGAAUCUGCCCUUAGGAAUCUUUCAAGAAGACAGGGAUCCUGCCCAAAUGCCAUUGCAGUGCCAAGGGUAGGGAGCCUAGCCAAAGCUGAAGUUGGGCAUACCCACGCCACUGCCUUCAGGCCAUCAUUCCGUGCAUUGGAAUGCUCCAGGUGACACACAGGAGAACCUUGUUUACUGUUCUUGACCCAAGGCUUGAGAUCCUUCUGUGGGCAAAUGCCUGCACAUCACCUCUGUAUCAUGUGAGUGAAGGACUCUGAGUCCCUGGUAUUUGCAAUAAUCGAUCUCAUCCUACACUUGUCCUUCCAAGCCAGUGUUUCUAAGAGUGGUCCUGAUCUGUGAUCACUCCUGGAACAUCGGUUAAAAAGUGCAGAUCCCAAGGACCCAAGCUAGACUUGUGAAUCAGAAUUUCUGGAGAUAAGGCCCAGGAAUUUGUUCAACAAGCUUCCAUAGUAGUUCCAGGCAUAUGGAACCUUUUGAAAUUCACUGCUCUCGGAGAAAACCCAUGCUUUUUGCAUUUUUUUUAAAUGGAAAAAUGUUGCUAGAGACUUUUAGCUGGAAAUAUAAGAGAAGAUAAUAACAACACAGUAAUAAUAAUGGGCGGAGUCAUGGGGAGGGGUCGUUUGAAGCUCUAUUUGAGAACCUGCUGGCAUUGGUGUUGUUGGCCUGUCUCAGCCACCCUGAUGCUCAGGUAGGAACUCCUGAAAAAAAAAAAUGUCUGGGCCGCGCCCUAUGAGACCAUUGAAAGGUCUGGGAUGUCCAUUCAUCCUUGGGGUCACCUAUGCCACAGGAAGUUCUGGACAAGAACUUCCCAACAAUCCAUAAGCGGACGCCACGAGGCGCGAAGCGCGUUGGUGGCCACACGCAACUCCAGGCAGCCCAACCCUCCCGCUACCUUCUGCAACUGCAGUCAGCUCCCAAAAGUGAACUGGCACAAAAAGGUGGGACUUCCGGCCCUGGAAGCCAAUGCGCAUGUGGCAGUCAACCGGUUACGCAAUACUUCCUGUCGCGUGAUCCUGAGGACCAAUGAAAAUGCAUAAUUGCAGUCCACGUGCCUCGGUUUCCGUUAGCAACCAGAGGCUUCUAAACAACCUACCCUCCUUCCCCAUUUUCUGUGGUCCAACUACCCUCGGCGAUCCCAGGCUUGGCGGGGCACCGCCUGGCCUCUCCCGUUCCUUUAGGCUGCCGCCGCUGCCUGCCGCCAUGGCAGAGUUGGGCCUAAAUGAGCACCAUCAAAAUGAAGUUAUUAAUUAUAUGCGUUUUGCUCGUUCAAAGAGAGGCUUGAGACUCAAAACUGUAGAUUCCUGCUUCCAAGACCUCAAGGAGAGCAGGCUGGUGGAGGACACCUUCACCAUAGAUGAAGUCUCUGAAGUCCUCAAUGGAUUACAAGCUGUGGUUCAUAGUGAGGUGGAAUCUGAGCUCAUCAACACUGCCUAUACCAAUGUGUUACUUCUGCGACAGCUGUUUGCACAAGCUGAGAAGUGGUAUCUUAAGCUACAGACAGACAUCUCUGAACUUGAAAACCGAGAAUUAUUAGAACAAGUUGCAGAAUUUGAAAAAGCAGAGAUUACAUCUUCAAACAAAAAGCCCAUCUUAGAUGUCACAAAGCCAAAACUUGCUCCACUUAAUGAAGGUGGAACAGCAGAACUCCUAAACAAGGAAAUUUUAAGACUUCAAGAAGAGAAUGAGAAAUUGAAGUCAAGGUUGAAGACCAUUGAAAUACAGGCUACAAAUGCACUGGAUGAAAAGUCAAAACUAGAAAAAGCACUGCAAGAUUUACAGCUUGAUCAAGGAAAUCAAAAGGAUUUUAUAAAGGCCCAAGACUUAAGUAACUUAGAAAACACUGUCGCUGCCUUAAAGAGUGAGUUUCAGAAGACACUUAAUGACAAGACAGAAAACCAGAAGUCACUGGAGGAGAAUCUGGCGACAGCCAAGCACGAUCUACUCAGGGUUCAGGAGCAGCUGCACAUGGCUGAAAAGGAAUUAGAAAAGAAAUUUCAGCAAACAGCAGCUUAUCGAAACAUGAAAGAGAUUCUUACCAAGAAGAAUGACCAAAUCAAAGAUCUGAGGAAAAGACUGGCACAAUAUGAACCUGAAGAUUAAAACUGAAGAUUUCCUCUGGAAGCUACCACAUGCAAACAUACAAGCAGUCUCACCUCAGGCAUGUAUUUUGAAAAGCAUUUUGUCAUAUCCCCUCUCCUUAUUUUUCUAAUAUUUAGACUUUGAAUAUUUAGAACUAGAGUUCCUAUUUUCAGCUAGUUGAAAACAGAGAAAACCUAGUGAUUCUGUCUGGUCAUCCCACACACCUCUCUACUGAGUGCUCCAGAGUCUUAGCUCACAUGCACUGAGAAUUCUUUACAGCAAAGAAGAGAUUUUUAGAGUGGGAAGAAGAGGCUUAUCCUUCUGCAUUAGUAUAAAGAGUCUGUAUUUUUAAUAAAUGUUAAAUAAGCUAACAAUGUUUGUACUUAUGCAUUCCCCAUGGGUAAAAAUAAAUAAUAGCAUUGUUAAAGAUAGUUAUUACCAAAAAAAGAGAGUUAUUACAAAUAAAUAUGUCUCUUUAUUUUUAAAAAUGAAAUCUUAAUUCAUUUACUCUAUUUGAUGAUAAACUAUAAAUUCAUUGAAAAUGUGAAUUCUAUUAUGGGUAGCCUUUUUACCAAUUAUAAGGAAAAUUUACAGCAGUGAACAUGAACAUUCACUUAGCUUCCUCAGUCUCUCCAUCUUAAAGAUCAUUUAUCAGAGGAGGUUCAGCAUUUUUUGCAGCAUAACUUUUCAUGAGUCUGUAUUACUAAUGGAUAAGUCAAAUCCAUCCUGCACUUCUACAGUUUAGAAAGUAUCUGGACUCAGAAUAAAUGUAAUAUUUAUACUUGUUUCCAGAAUGUUAUUUUACAUUUUAUGUUCAAUAAGAACACUUUUUAAAAGACGUAUAUUCAACAUAAAAUCAGCUAUCAGACUUCAGAUUAGACUUUAUUUAUGUGGGUCUAUAAUAAUUGUAUUUUCAAGAGGUUUUCACUAUAUUUGUAUUGGCCUGGUUUUCUCAGACGAUUUUGGACAAAUCAUUAGAAACUGGGCAUCAUAUCCACAGUUAUGUAAGGCAGUGAUAUACUAUAAGGAUAAACAAAGUCAAGUCCAUAAAGCAAUAAUCCCUCAGAAGGAAAGUCCUUACUUUUCACAUAUUAAUAUUUAGUAAUUUUUCCUGCUUCUAAAAGUGAGAGUAUCACACCCUAAAUGAACACUGUCUACUAAGAGACAUCAUUCCAUUUCCACAAAUGAAGAUUUUAUUCCAAGAAACGAGUUUACUGAUUGGAGCAUAGGGCUUGUUGUUAUUUUUAUUCAAGCUUUUAGUAAUAGCCUUGAAUUUAUUAUUUUUCUUAUAGGCUUUUUGUUAAAAUAGUGAAGGAACAAAUGUUAAAGGGUAAGAUAAUUUCCCUGCAAAAGGACACAGAAGGCAGUCUUAAGAAGAUGAAUGGAUGAGAGAAGGGAGAGAAUAAAAUGCAAUAACGAGCCAGCAUUUACUAUGUAUUUUCUCCUCACCUGUCUCUCCAUAUUUAGGUCACUUACCAGUUUCUGUGCCCUUUUGGAGCUUUUGUUGAGGGCUUCAUUCUCACCCUGUAUUUCUUUAGCCCUAAAUUGACACUCUCUCCAAAAAUCCAUUCCAUUGUCUGUGGACCAAGAUGUUCUAUGUAAUUCAGAAGCAGAACUCUUGGCUAAAGGGCUAGUGUGGCCUUCAGAAACCAUUCAAUUAUUUUCUCCCUACACCUUUGUCAGUUUGAAACCAGUGAGGAAAAAAGGUAUGUUGAUAAGAAACCUAUAUUGCUAGGUAGAAUUUGUACUUGUUUUCUUGGUAGCAGUUUUGAAAUAUUCUGUACAGUACGUUCCUAUUGUUUAAUAAUAAAUUCAAAAAUAUUUCUAAAACCUUAAAACCAACUAUGCCAAGCAUUAAGAUAAACAAAUAUGAUGUUCUUUGACGUAAAUCAACGUGAUGAUUCUUUCACAUGUAAACACAUUUUAGUGUUUCUGGUUUGUCAUUUUUGUUGUUGUUGUUGUUGUUGUUAUUUACUCUAUACCCUUUAGCAAAAUACAGUUUUAAAUUUUUAUUGUUUUUAGUAGUUUCCCAACUUUAAGACUUAUCUAAUUUAACUGAGAAAGAAAGCCUUUUUCAUAUAUAUAUAUAUUGGAUUUCUAAGGAUGGUGGUUUGAGCCUUGAUUAGACUUUUGAUGUGCUAAGCCAGACAGGCAGUCUGUACAUUGAUGGCCAUCACAAUGCAGCUUUGGUUUAAUUUAAUUCAGGCCUGCUGCUGAGUUAUGCACAGACUUUUUGUUGACCAAAAUAAAAUAUAAAGGGUUUUCUUCUGUUUGACAUUUGUGUUCAUUUUUUCUCUUUAUGUAUUACAUUUUAACCUAUAUUAAAUAAAUGUUUAAAUGAUAAUUUGCUUAUGUCUUAUAAAACUCAGCAUAAGAAAAAUACUGCCCUACCUUGACUGUGUAAUCUUAUUUGAUAAAGCCUUUGCUAUUCAUUAUUUCCAUUCUGAUUAACUGAAAGAGAUUUAUAGAGAUGCUCAAAUUUUAAGCCCUUGGUGCUUUUAGAUAUAUAUUGGUUGCAAAAGUUUGGCAUUAAUGAUUUCCCUCUGCUUAUGUGUAAAUGCCUAUGUUCCAAAGCUUUGCCACUAGAUAUUCAAAUCAUAAAUUGUCAUGUAAGCCAGUCUUCCAGAAAGAAAAGCUAUUUCAGCAAAAUGAUAUUUCACAUUUAGACAAAACAGUAGUAUUUAGACAAUAAUAUUUUGACAAAACCAUUUUCAAAACUGCUUAGGAAAAAGGGGAAAUAUUAUACUUAAAGGUAAUGACCUCUGUCUUGAAUAGAGGUGAGUGGGUUGGUGACAACUGGUUUGGAGGCUUUUGUGGGGGACUGUGGUGUCUUUUGGAUUGUGUCAUCAGCUCCUUCAUCAAGUAAGCGUGUAGCUGUUAUUGCCUAUUGUAAAACAUGAAUUGAUGUGAACAGUACUCAAUCUCUUACAUUAUAUGAAGUAUAACUUCCUCUCUUUUUUGCCUAUAAUACAUCCUUUAACUUUUACAGAUUAAAAAACCACUGUUAGACAAAGCAAAA